Molecule: messenger RNA, 7136 nt
Organism: Drosophila virilis
Lineage: Eukaryota; Metazoa; Arthropoda; Insecta; Diptera; Drosophilidae
Cellular component (GO): cytoskeleton
Source: RefSeq, a predicted model, not a curated record
UGUGUUUUUCUUGUUUGUUUUUUUUUUUUUUUAUUUUUUGCCUGCGCAGUUUGGCGCUCUCACGUGUUUGCGCCGACUGCGACGCCGGCCGCGGCUCGUUUGAUAAAUGCAAAGAAAUUCCCAUGCGGCCGUUUAGUACAUUUUCUACAGUUUAUUUUGUGUGCCGCCUACUGUUACAUUUCCUUGGCUACCGCUGCUGCUGCUGCCGCCACUGUUACUCCAACUGCUGCAGCGGCCAUGUAGCAGCUACAGUGGACCAUCCAUUUACUUGGACUCUGCUGUCGCCGCCGCUGCCGCCGUCGACAUCUCCUUGUCGGCGUCGUUUGCUGUGAUAAGCUCAGCUGCUGAAUUGGACGCUGCCAACAGAGAAAGAGCUGCCGUCGCUUGCCUAAAUGUCUGACGAAGUGCCUUUGGGACGUUUAUCGCAAAUUUUUGAUACACUUACCAAUUUACAACAACAACAACUCCAACAACAACAACAACAGCAGCAGCAACAACAACAACAGCAGCAGCAGCAGCAGCAGCUGCAGCUGCAGCAUCAGGCGGCGGCAGCGGAGCAGCGUCGACGUUCGGCCUCCUCAUCGCCGUCACCGUCAGCGAGUGCCUCAGCGUCGACUUCGGGCCGUGCCACGCCCGCCGCAGCGCUGGGCGUGGCCGCCACACAGACGCUCUAUUAUACGCACACACACAACUACUUUCUGCGACCGCAAGAUGGCGCCAGCUACCUGCACACGUUCCCGGCCUCGGCCGCCGCGCAACAUUCCUCUCACUACUAUCAGCAGCAGCAGCAGCAGCAGCAGCAGCAGCAUCAACAUCAGCUGCAACUGCAGCAUCAGCUGCAGCAGCCACCUUCAUUGCCCACCCAUCUGCCGGGGCGGCUGUCGGGCUCCGGCUCUGGUUCGGCGCCCGGUUCCGGCUCCGGCUCUGGGUCACAGUCGUUGCACGGCUCGCCGCUGCUGGCCAAGCGCGCCACCUCGUUUAGCGGACAGAUGCCGUUGACGCGCGCCGCCCAGCUGCAUGAGGCACGCCUUGUGGCCGCCUCGACGCCCAACAGUCCGCGUCUGAUGCCGCGACGUGUGCCACGCCCGCCGCCCAUACCGGCCAAGCCGGCCAAGGAGCUGCAGCCGAACACAGCAGCAGCACCGGUGAAUCCUGUGCUAGCCGCCCUCGAUGCACCCGACGCGCCCUGGCCGCAUUUCUCUACGCUUACCGAACAUCUGAACGUGCAUCAGCUAAACAACUAUGGACAGGCAUUGCCCGAGAUCAAUUGGCAGGAGCGCUGCUUGGAGCUGCAGUUGGAGCUGCAUCGCUCCAAGAACCAAGCUGGUCGGAUUCGUGAUAUGCUGCGCGAAAAGUUAACGGAGCUCGAACAACGCGUCAUCGAAGCGGAAGAACGCGCCGAGGAAGCUGAAGAUAAGGUGCGUGCUAUGGAGCAGCGGCUCAGUGAAUGGCCAAAGCCACCAGCACAACAACAGCAACAGCUACAACAACAGCAACAGCUACAACAACAACAACACUCUCAGCAGGGCACAGCGUCUAGCUCGCCCGUACACCAACAACAGCAACAGGCAAUCGCCGCCGCAGCUUUGGCCGCUGCCUGCCAGCAGAGCGUCUUGGCCAGCAGCACAGGCGGCCCAGCGAGCUUAGGCGUGGGAGUCUGUCUGCCCAGCAACGAGGCGGAGAAAACAAUUAACUCAUUGGAGAUUCAAGUAGAGGAGCAACGGCAGCUUCGACUGCAUGACGCACGCCAGAUCGAGGCAAAGGCCGCCAAGAUCAAGGAGUGGGUGAACAAUAAGCUGCGAGAUCUCGAGGAGCAGAAUCAGUUGCUGCGUGAACAGAAUAUCAAGUGUAAUCAGCAGCUGGAGUUGCUCAAGAAUCACAUUGCCAAUCAAUCGCAGCGACACAGCAUUGUGGGACCUGUGCGGAAUAGCCUGAGCUUGGAUGUGCAGGACUUUGCCAGUACGCCGGAAACGCGACGACGCAGUGAAAGCCUUGAUCCGCAGGAGAUCAUUAGCCGGCCAUUGACCAGCUCCUAUCCGCAUCAUCAGCAUCGACGCAAUCUAUCCAUGGAGCCGCAGGAGCUGGAGCGCAAUCUGGUGGCAGCCGUUGAUGGCCUUACCCUGGCUCCGCUCUCUAGUAUCUCCAGCAAGGCAGCACAGUCGGCUGCGGUGGCGAGCACCCGGCCAGAUAGCUCCGAUACAGACACGGCGCACGACUAUGCGGAAAUCUAUACGCCCUCAUGCGAGAAGCUGCCCGCCUGGAUGAAGAACAAUCCGGCGCUAAUGGCCAGCGGCGGAAAUUCGAGCACAACAACGACCACAACCAGCGAACUGGGCGUGCCAAGGCCGCCGACGCCACCGCUGCAUCGCUUUCCCAGCUGGGAGGCCAAGAUCUAUCAGGUGGCCAACGAUGGACUUGCCGGCAACGGCACCGGCACCAGUACCGCAGAGAGCACCGCUAGUAAUGAGCCAAUCCCGGAUGUGCAGCAGGAGCACAGCCUGACCCUACCGAAUGGACGAACCAGGCAUGGCCAUGAUGCAAAUGGCACGCUGGGCAGCAGCGGCACACCGGGCACACCCCAGCCGCCGACGCGACAGCAACAAACCGCCAGCGGCGGCUUCUGUGAUAUAUCCGUGCCCGUUUAUGCCACGGUCAAGGGGCGUGCCUCUCAAAUACGCUCGAUGCCCUUCACGGGCGACUCCAGUGACGAUUCCAGCGACGGCGAGGAUCAUGCCGUCAUGCUUACACACAAUUCGCACAACUCAUCUAGCACAGACAACACGGAGACCUCCACAUCUGGCAGCGCCUCGAGCCCCUCAAAGAGUCUCAAGACCUCCUCGAGCCUCAGCCCAGCCAAACGCAGCGGCUCCGAGAGCCCUAAAAAUGCCAAGGCCCGCGUCCAAACGCGUAUCUGCAUACAACAACAACAACAACAACAACAACAGACACACCAUUAUCAGCAUCAUCACACGCUGCCACACCCACAGGCGCCGGUGCUGGCGCCCGUGAAGAGUGUACAGAGCACUCUGCCACGCCUACAUACGCCCACUACCACUGGCGCGCAGCUGACGCAACUGCGCGUGAGCCCCCACAUGCGUGGCACAGUAAUUUCAGAUAUUUCCUUUGAAUCAGGCCUCUCCGAUGACUAUGCCCUGCCCCCGGAUGCCGUCUCGGAAUCAACAUGCAUGGACGCCUCGAUGCCAUCGCUAUUGAUGCGCCAGUCCUACGUGGACUCGCCCAGCAAGAAGCUUGAAUCUCUGGAGAAGAUGGGUCACCUGGCCAAGCUGGGCGGCAAACUGAAGACCUGGCGCAAACGCUGGUUCGUCCUGAAGAACGGCACCCUCAACUAUUGGAAGAGUCAGCACGAUGUACAGCGUAAGCCGCAGGGCCAAAUACAGCUGGACGAGGCCUGUCGCAUAAGCCGGGCGGAAGGCGCCUCCACCUUUGAGAUCGAUACGGGCAAGAAGGUCUAUUAUCUGACCGCCGACUCGCAUGCCACCAUGGACGACUGGAUACGCGUCCUGCAGAAUGUGCAGCGACGCAAUGCGACCAAGCUGCUGCUCAGCCGGGAUGACCAGAAGCCGACAGUCCAGGGCUGGGUGACCAAGGUGAAGAACGGACAUGCCAAGAAGUGCUGGUGCGUCCUACUGGGCAAGAUGUUCCUCUACUUCAAGGCGCCCGCUGAGACGAAUCCGCUGGGUCAGAUCAAUAUGCGCGAUGCGCGCGUAGAAGAAGUUGAGCAUGUUUCCGAUUCCGACUCGGAGGAGCGCGAGGAUGCGGCACAGGAUCAGGCGCGUCUCACUGUCGCCAUCUACCCGGCGCAUCAGGGUCCCACGUAUCUGAUUCUAUCCGGCAAGCCGGAGCGCGACAAUUGGCUAUAUCAUCUGACCGUCGUCUCGGGCGGCGGACCCAGUGCGGGUACACAGUACGAGCAGCUGGUCCAAAAGCUCAUGGAAACCGAUGGAGAUCCGAACUGUGUGCUCUGGCGCCAUCCCAUACUGCUGCACACCAAAGAUACGAUCACAGCUCCACUCUCCUCCAUGCACACGGAGACCAUGCAACCGGAGGCCAUAAAGCUAUUCAAGAGCAUUCAGCUGUUCAUGUCGGUGGCCGUCAAUCAGCCCGGCAUCGAUUAUCAUGUGGUGCUCGCCCAGAACGCCCUGCAGCAUUGCCUGGACAUGCCGGAGCUACAGACCGAAAUGAUCUGCAUUUUGAUCAAGCAAACCUCCCGACAUAUGGGCCAGAAACUAAGUGUCGGUGUCCAGGUAAACAAGAAACUGGGCAAGCAAACGCGCCAACUACUAUUGUGCGCCACCCAAAGCCUGUUCACCUGUGAUACCCAACAGGCAGGCCAAGCUCAAGCCAACGGCAGUUCGCCCACAUCAAUACAGGCGCCCGUUUCUACGCCCAUUAUCGACUGCAAGUCAAAUCCGCCCGCGUACAGCUUUGUCCAGGGCUGGCAACUACUCGCUCUGGCCGUCUCAUUGUUUGUGCCCAAAUCCAGUCGCCUGCUCUGGUAUCUCAAGCUGCAUUUGUCCCGCAAUGCGGACACCAAAACGGAGACGGGCAAAUAUGCCGCCUACUGUGAGCGAGCACUGGAGCGCACCCUGAAGAACGGGGGACGCGAGACGAAGCCUUCCCGCAUGGAGGUCCUAUCCAUACUGCUGAAGAAUCCAUAUCAUCACUCCCUGCCGCAUGCCAUACCCGUACACAUGAUGAACACCACGUAUCAGGUGGUUUCCUUCGAUGGCUCCACCACCAUUGAGGAGUUCCAAACAACACUGGCCCAGGAGCUGGGCACCCGCGAUGCCAACAACGGUUUUUGCCUGUUUAGCGAUGAUCCCAUUGAAAAGGAUCUGGAACACUAUCUGGAGCCACUGGCCAAGCUGUGCGACGUGAUCAGCAAGUGGGAGACGGCGCUGCGCGAGAAGGGCUCCGGCAAGUUCGAGAACUCGCGCGUCAUUCAGCUGAGCUACAAGAACAGACUCUACUGGAAGCACACCAUCAAGUGUGAGACGGACAAGGAGCGCCUGCUGCUGUGCUACCAGACCAAUGCCCAGAUCGUGCAGGGCCGCUUUCCGCUGUCACGCGAGCUGGCCCUGGAGCUGGCCUCGCUGAUGUCGCAGAUCGACAUGGGUGACUACACGCACGAGAAGUCACGCGAUGCCGGGCUCAAGGCGCUGGACAAGUUCUAUCCGUAUCGGUAUCGGGAUGCCCUUGGCGCCGAGCAGCUAAAGGAUGUGCAGGAACUGCUCAUAUCCAAAUGGACGCUGCUCAAGGGACGCUCCACGCUUGACUGCGUGCGCAUCUAUCUGACCUGCUGCCGCAAAUGGCCCUACUUUGGCGCCUGCCUAUUCCAAGCCAAGCCGCGCCAAUGUGAGCCGCACGCGGCCACGGGCACGCCCGUCGCCUGGCUGGCCGUUGCUGAGGAUGCACUCAAUGUGCUCGAGCUGUCCACGAUGGCACCUGUCGCGCGUUAUCCGUACAGCACCGUGAUGACCUUCGGUGGCUGCCAGGAUGACUUUAUGCUAGUCGUCUCGCACGAUGACGGCACCCUUGCGGGCGGCUGCGAGCAGAAACUGCUCUUUGCCAUGAGCAAACCGAAGAUAUUGGAGAUCACGCUGCUCAUUGCGGAUUACAUGAAUGCGCUGGGGCACACGGUGCCCGGCACGCCGCAGAUGAAUUCGCUUACCCGCAACGGCUCGCAUCGUUCGCUUCGCACUUCCCAGCGACCCGGUGCUGGUCCUGGUGGUUGUCCUGCUGGUGCCGGUGUCGUUGGCCUCACUGCUGUCGGCGCUGCCGGCAGCAUAACGGGCUUCUCUACGAAUGCAACCACAACGGCCCACAACACGCUCAACUCGCAUGCCACCCACACGCUCAACUCAACCCACUCGCACACGCUGAGUAGCUCGCAUCACGCCGGCGGCGGUUCAGCUGGUGCCGCUGGUGGUGUAGGUGCCGGUAGUGGCAGCCAUCAGGGCACGCUCAACUCGCAAACGGGUGGCCAUCAUCAUCAUCAUCAUCAUCAUCAUCCGCAUCCGCAUCAGCCGGAUAUACUGAAGAGCACGCCCGACCAUCAGCGAAUCAAGUGAGCUGCAAGCAGGAUCAGGCCGUGCACAGAAAUGCACACGUCAACACACACGCAUGCAUAUGUAUAUGAGAGGCAUGCGUGUAGAGUAGCACUUAGAACGCAUUGCGUAGUCUUAGCAACGCCGUCAACUAUGCCGGGCUCUUGCACUUUACGCGCUACUCAACACUAAACAACAACGUUCUUUCCUAAGCUAAGCUAUUAACGGUACUCGUACUCUAAAGCCCAUACAAGCAUACCUAUAUAUGCGUAUAUUGUAAACAGAUUUUUUUUUUUUGAAUAGCUAUAAGCCGUACCCCGCGAUAGGUACAUACCACAUAUAUUCUAUAUAUAUAUCUAUAUAUAUACCAUUUAUAUAUAUAUAUAUAUUAUUCAAUGUGUGUGUGUAUAUUUCUGCUCCUUCUAUGGAUUCUAUUUUGUGAUUUUAUUUUGUACAGCAAUUUGUACAAAUCACUUUUUCGUCACUUUCUUCUUCUGCUUGUUUUUUUUUUUCCUUCUCAAUCUUCUGCUCUUACCUAUGUAUACUCGUACUGUUACUAUGUUCGAUAUUCUUGCUAAUCAGUGCUUCGUCGUGAAUCUCACCUUGUCCCUCCAUGCUCAAUAACUGCCUUUGAAUGUAGAAGACGAAGAAGACAACAACAAACCAAGAUAACGAAACAAGCCAAAAAUAACAAAAAACAACAACAAAAUGAACAAACAUUAGCUAAAGCAGAAAUUGCAAUAAGCAUUAGGUUUACCCAUGAGCACCAGGGUGGAAGAUUUAACAAUUUUAUGACCAUAUUUUGUAUAGAAGUUUUCAUGCCCAGACAUAGGAUACUGUUUUUUUUUUUUGUAUUUUUUUUUUUAUUCAUAAGCGAAAGGAAAUUGGGGAAUUAGAAAACCUAUAAAGCAUAGCACUAGAUAACAUACGUACAGAUAUAUAGACUAGGCAUUAUGAUUUCUGCUCAUGUCAGUCGUGUUAGUUUUGCGUAGAGAGCACAUUAUAUAUUAAUGUUGUCUAGUUAUGAUGUGAAAGGAAGUGUUCAUAUUAUAAACCAUUUAGUACACA